GAACGUGCUCAGAUAGAAAAGGAGUAUGCAAACAAAAUUGAAGCACUUGCAAAAAAAUACUCUACAAAAAAAGAAAAAAAGGCGGUUUCCAUGUCUGUUGGUGACGUUGCUAACACUUUAUCGGAAAAAGACUUCAAUGAUGCUAAAUCAGAUCCUGGUACUUUUUUGAAUGCAUGGACAGCUAUUCUUGAAGGAACAGAAAAUAUUGCAAAAGAAAGAUUCAAGUUUUCAGAAUCGUUAUCAACGAUUAUUAUGGAUCGAGUUAAGGCAGUAGCUGUAAAAAAAGAAGAAACUCGAAAGAAGGCCAAAGAACACUAUUAUGAAUGUUGUGUAGAAGUACAAUCUUCAAAACAAAAACAAGAACGAGCACCAGAUGAAAGAGUGUUGGAUAAGGUACUUUUUAU
Racocetra fulgida is the source of this 404-nucleotide messenger RNA. The record is from the annotation of a GenBank genome assembly. NCBI's taxonomy places the organism in Eukaryota, Fungi, Glomeromycota, Glomeromycetes, Diversisporales, Gigasporaceae.